UACUGAUAAACAAUUUAGACAGUUGCACAAGAAUGACAGCUACUAUUACAAUAAACAAUCACCAUAAUAAUUAUGCACUUGCAAGUAUAAAUGAAACCCAUUUUCCCCAGAAACUGGAGUGCAGAAGCCUAAACAAUUCCCAUUAUAUCUCUUACUCUCCUAGUAAGGGGGCUUCAAUCAUUUAAUCGAAUAAAAGAGAGCAUACAAAAGAAAAAUAGAAAACAAAAUAAAAGACAUCAGUGUAAAAUGUCUACUGAUAAUAUCAAUGGUGGUUGUGCUAGUGCUAGGAGCUUCACAGUACAGCUCCUAGCAGGGCGCUUCUUCAUUGUAUUUUCUACCCUCAUGAUCCUCGGCUUUAUUGGUGCUGCCUAUAUCUUUGGUCUAUACUCAGGUGACAUAAAGACAAGCCUUGGGUACGACCAAACCACCCUUAAUCUGCUUAGCUUCUUCAAAGACCUAGGCACUUAUGUCAGUGUCCAUGCCGGUCUCCUAAUGGAGGUGGCUCCACCUUGGGUGGUCCUUUCAGUAGGUGGCGUGGUGAACUUUUUUGGCUACUUCAUGAUUUGGCUUGCAGUCACCAACAAGAUCUCCCGCCCCCCAGUUUGGCUGAUGUGCCUCUACAUCACCAUUGGUGCAAAUUCUUUGGGGUUUGCCAACACUGGAGGGCUUGUGCCCUGUGUCCAAAACUUCCCUGAGAAUCGAGGGGUUGUGAUUGGGAUCUUAAAGUCAUAUCUUGGAAUAGGUGGGGCUAUAAUGACCCAAUUCUACCAUGCUUUGUAUGGGGAUAACUCUAACACUAGUGGGGUCAUCUUGAUCAUCUCUUGGCUACCAGCAGCUGUUUCACUGCUCUUUGCGUUUAGUAUUCGAGUCCUUGAUGUUGCCGGAAGAAAUAUCAAAAGAGACAAGAAGUUCUUUAGCGACGUCCUUUGCAUGUCUCUAGGUCUUGCUGGGUUCAUCAUGGUGAUGAUCAUAGUACAAAAACAAGUUGAGUUCAGCAAAGCUAGUUAUAGUGGAACCUUUGCUGUAAUUAUUGUUCUUCUCAUUUUGCCUAUCUUUCUAGUCUUCAGAGAAGAAUAUGCUAUUUGGAAAAACAAGCUUGCUAAUGCUUCCAAUACCCUUACCGAGCUAAAAAUUGUGCCUGAAAACCAUAUAUCACCUGCAAAAAAUCAAGCUAUAGCAACGAAUAGCUCUCCUGAACACGUAGAAUCAGCUUGGAAUAAAGAUGUGUUCCGUCCUCCAGCUAAGGGGGAAAACCACUCCAUCCUGCAGGCCACCUUUAGCGUCGACAUGCAAAUUCUGUUCCUUGCCACAAUAUGUGGGAUAGGAGGGAAUUUAACCACCAUAGACAACUUAGGACAAAUUGGGACUUCAUUAGGAUACCCAAAGAAAAGCAUUAGUGCGUUCGUGUCAUUAAUUUCUAUAUGGCAGUUUCUUGGGCGUGUAAUGGGAGGUCUCAUCUCAGAGCGCUUGUUAGACAAAUACAAGUGGCCUAGACCUGCCUGUCUUAGCAUCGUUCUCUUCGUAUCGUGCAUUCCUCACCUUCUCAUAGCCUUCAAUGCGCCGUAUGGCCUCUAUGUGGCAUCAGUCAUCAUGGGAUUUUGCUUUGGUGCAGAGUGGACUUACCUCUUCACAAUAAUAUCUGAGCUCUUUGGGCUCAAGCACUAUGGUACUUUGUACAAUUACGGCUCAUUGGCCGCUCCACUAGGGUCUUUCAUUUUCAACGUGAGAAUCGCCGGACAUUUGUAUGACCGGGAGGGAUUAAGACAACUCAAGGCGCUGGGCCUCACAAGGAAACAUGGCGAGGAGCUGCAUUGUUACGGAGUCAAGUGCUAUCAAUUGGCCUAUUUAAUAAUCACCGCGGCUACAUUCGUUACCGCUCUCGUGUCUCUGAUUCUUGUGGCUAGAACUAGGAAAUUCUACAAAGGGGAUAUAUACAAGAGGUAUCAAAAAAAGGAUUCUGCCUCAACUAACGUGACAUUGAGAGGGUAUUCAGGGAAGGAAGAUGAUGAGAUGAAUUAAUAGUUGUACCGCUUUUCAUUUGUUAUUAUCUAUACUUUUUAUCCAUUAAGUGGACUAAUGUAGUAGUGAUUGUAUGUAAGUGUGCAUUUUUAGUUCAUUUUCAGACCAAUUUUUUCAAAUAAGCCAUUCAACCAUACGUAAUAAAAUUAUACAGUAUGUAAUAAGUAUU
Messenger RNA from Chenopodium quinoa (quinoa), 2188 nucleotides. RefSeq lists its product as uncharacterized. Gene Ontology annotation, molecular function: transmembrane transporter activity. Lineage: Eukaryota; Viridiplantae; Streptophyta; Magnoliopsida; Caryophyllales; Amaranthaceae. Gene Ontology annotation, biological process: transmembrane transport. The transcript has a single exon. Gene Ontology annotation, cellular component: membrane. The record is from RefSeq and is a predicted model, not a curated record. The coding region runs from base 247 to 2019 and encodes 590 amino acids.